Molecule: messenger RNA, 3891 nt
Organism: Tremella mesenterica DSM 1558
Lineage: Eukaryota; Fungi; Basidiomycota; Tremellomycetes; Tremellales; Tremellaceae
Exons: 1
Coding region: 1-3891 (1296 amino acids)
Biological process (GO): transcription by RNA polymerase II
Cellular component (GO): nucleus
Source: RefSeq, a predicted model, not a curated record
AUGUUGGGUAACAUCAAAGAACGUUCUAGCUCAAUCUCCCCACCACAACCUCCAUCCAUCAAAUCGGGUGGUUCAUUCCCAAGAGCGAUCCAUCGUUCCAAUCGUCAGAAUCCCAUCUCAUCCCCUCUUGAUCGUUCAGUUCAUCAAACAUACGUCACUCCAAAUCCACCGCUUGACAAGACUCCCGUGCGGCCAACGUACGAUGGACGAAACCACCCCGAUGAGGUGGGAAGGAUCAGGACCGAGGUGAAUGAGGAGAAUAGGAGAAGGGUAGAGUCUAUGACCGAGGAGGAAAGAGAACAAGAGGUGGAAGAUUUACAACAACGUUUUGGUUCUCGUUUACUGGAUCUUCUUCGAACUAGAGCUCAACUUAGGGGCUUCUCAAGGGAUCCUCAACUCACUCCUGGACCUACGUCUCAAAUCCCUCCUCCUCAACUCACUUCGACCGAGAUCACUUCCCCCCAUCAAGUUGAAGAACAAUACCCCUAUUUGAAAAACCAAAUUGAACCACCUGUUGAAGUUGAAGACCAUCUAUCUCACCUCAAAUCGAUUUACUUCCCUACUGUCCCCUCCGAACCUGACAAACUCGCCUGGCUACAACCUCUCCCAUCUCCUUCUCCCAAUGAAGAUCCAACACCACGAUUCGAUCUCACCGGUUCACCUGUUUCCUCCGAAUCUACCCUCUCAAUUCCAGUCUCAAGAGGCUUACAUCAUCAUGGUUCGUCCCCCCACUUGGCAGGAUAUACGAUAGAUGAAGUACUUUGGCUUUGCCGAUCUGCCAUGCCCAGUCAGAGAGUCACCAUGUUUGGUGUUCUCUCAGGUAUCAUCCGACGAUAUAUCUCUUUUUCCUUACCUAAGGAAGCCGGUAGGGUUGCAAAGGAGAUUGGAGUGGUUGAAAGAGGUUUGGAAUUGUCUUUGGAGGGUUUGAAAGGAAAGUCGAAUAAUAUUCUUCGAGCAAGUGUGGAUUUACUGUAUACUUGUAUUGGAUCAUCAGAAACAGGUCACGAACAAGUAUAUCAGAGACCUAUUCUAGCUCAUUGGGAUAUAAACAACUAUGAACUUCGAAGAGCUAUCAAGAUAUCUGAUCUACCUUGGGAAGAACUGAUUCCUACGUUAUGUAAAUUACUCUCUACCGAUAUCCUCUCCCCUCUAUCAACGAGCCAACUUAUAUCGAUCCUCCGAUUAGCAGCCAGACAUUCUAAAUCCCUAGCCGACCAACUGAUCCCUCUAUUCACUCCAAUAGCUCAACACCAGAUCCUCUCUCGACCAUGGCCUUUAUCCGCCUCUACAAAUAACGAAAUCGAUGAACCCUUCAAUCCGCCUUCCAUCCCAACUUUAUCACUUCUAAUCGAAGCUAUCACUUCAUCCCGUCUUGUCGCCCGAAACAUAACGGAGAAUUCCAUACCUGCCGGACUUCUGAAGUUCCUUGUUCCCUCCCUAUGGGAUGCCUCCGACUCGACCCACGACCUGGUUCAUGGUGUGUUAACGCUUUUGAUCCAAUUGGGAAGAUACGGUCUAUCUUCAUCUUUCGCUCGAUCUUCCAGAGACAUCAUCGAAGAUUUACAACGUGCUUUGAUAGAUCGGGGUGAUGACACGUUACUUGAGAAGUAUUGGGAUUUAAUAUCCAUUUGGACCUGUUGUGCCGUAGAUCCUCAUAGGACAACACCAGAACAUGAUAUCACUUGGUCUCAAGUGAUAUCAAUGGGGUGGGAAGAAGAUGCUUUUUCACAAUUUGACAAAAUGGUAAAAGAUGAGAACUGGGGUACGGUCAGCUCUAUCUUGUGGUUUUUGGUCAGUUGGACAGAAGGAUUGAGAGUCAAUACUCCGGAUCGUUUAACAGAGUGGGGACAACAAGUUUGGAAGAUGUUAGAACGAACAUCCAUCGUCCAUCAAUUGUUCGAAAGAGAUGAUGAGAUAGAAGGAGUGGAAAUGAAACGUGCAUUAGCUGGGUUGUCACGCUUACGGCGGAUUUUGAACUUCGAUCCAUACAGCCGGAGGGUAAUGACAAACGAAAGGGUCGACCUGAGAGAAAUGUGGUCAAGGGUUUUAGAGACGGAUAGUUUGUUGUCUGACCAUGAGAAAACUAGAGAAUGGCAACGAAGAGCUUUCCAUCUGAUGAGGUCUUUCCGACAAGGAGAAGAACCCCUCGCUUUGGAUCUAAUCGACGCUUUACUUUCCAUACCAUCUCCCACUACAUCAUCAUCAUCUCCUACUCGCUUACAACCUGAUGGAAAUCUCCUUACAACGGGUGAACAACCUCAAGUCGAAGAACACUCUCAAAUGGUAGAAUUAUCAUCUGUCGAUACAAAUAUUCCUUCGGAGCGUCAUAAAGAAGAGAAUGACCCAAUAAACUUUACAAUACUUCGUCCUUUAUAUCAACAUAUGAUCUUACCUGACCUUCAAAACGUUAUCGGUCCCAUCAUCCCCAAUCAUUUUUACCUUCCAUCCACUUCAACCCUCCGUUCUUUACCCCUUUCACCGAUCAGACCCGAUCCUUCCACCCCUUCACCGAACACAAUCCAUGUCAGUGACAAUGAGACAAUUGGUGAAACCCAUUCGAUUCCGAUAAGAAAAGAAGGACUCCCUCUAUCCCCCGAUUGGACAUUUCAACCUCUUCGUGAUCUUUUACGAUCAGCUGAAUCAGAGGCUCUCCAACAUGCUCAAAACAUCAUAGAUUGGUCCCCUGGUGAAAUUGAGAUAGUCCGGGCUGUAUUGGGAUUAGUACAAUCUCAACUUUUGUCAUGUGGGUUCUAUGAAGAUGAUGGGAAAGGAGGUAUGAACAGAAGUCGUUUAAUCCUUGGGUUGAUGGACGUUUUCAUGCUAGAACAAAAUCAAUCUUCCUCUUCUUCCUCUACUUCUCAUGAUGAGGUUUUUAGAGAUGGUUUGAUUUCUUCUACCAUCGAUCAUCUUCUUGAUCUGACAAUCAAACCUUUCCCUGAUCAUCCUGAUCAUACGGUCAAUCUCGAAAAGCUGAAGGUGAAACUCAACGAGGACGGACAUGGAGAUAGGGGUCAGGAGAAGGAGAAAGUGGGACCACUGGAACGCGGGUUUUCAGGGGUAGGGACAUUCUAUCAAUAUUAUUCUACACUUUUAUCACUUCAUUCGUCCAUUUCUGUAGGUCAUAGAGCUUUCACUAGGGUGUUGUUGGUACCUUUAUCGAUAAAGUAUCCAUCGGAUUAUAAGAAAUUGGUAUGGUCUCAUCCGGAUAUAUUGAAGGCUUCGAAUUUGGCCAAUGUGAAAUCGGGAGAAGUGCCGGUCGACGAAGCGACUUCAAAGUGGAGUUUAUCAUCGUCGUCAUCGUUUUUGUCGGCAUCACCAUCUCACUCUUCGAUAGAAAAGGUGAUUACGACGGGGAAAGAAAGGGAUCAGAAGAAGAAAGAGGAGGCGGAAAAGGAGAAGGAGGAGAGAGAAGAGAUAGAAAAGGAAGAGGUGGAGAAGGAGAAAGAGAGUAUGAUGGAAGAAGACCUCGAAGUACUUUGGGGAUAUUGUCGAGCUUUAGGAAAAUGUUGGGUAAAUGAAAGAAGUUUUCUGUGGGAUAUGGCAAUCAUACAUUUAGACAAAUUCUUCUUCCACUCUACUGGCAAUGUCAUCAAACAGGUGGAAUCAUCAUACAAAGAGGAAGACGUAAAGUCGUUAGGAACGGACCAGUUUAAUGAUGAAAAGAUGAGCAAAAAACAGUUGGAAGAACGAGACAGGGUGAAGGAGAAGGAAAAGGAAAAAGAAAGAAUGAUGAGAGCUAUAUUCUCUUCUGGUUCAUCGAAUGUCAUACGGAGAUUAUUGGGGAAAGUGUCGAAUGACGAAGAGAAGAGACGUUUGGAAAUUAUACAAAGUUCUUGUGGAUCAGAAAUUGUCCAGAGGGUGAAAAAUUUGAUGAGAUCAUCAACAUCAUAG